AUGAGUACCGAGAACGUAGCCAAGUAUGGCAAAUCCGCCCAAGACGCCGGCAUGCCCGACGACAACAUAGAAGGAACUAUGUCAAACGUCGUUGGCGCUUCAGCAGAGUCGGGCCAGCUCAAGAGAGAAUUCAAAGAGCGACAUGUGUCCAUGAUUGCCGUCGCCGGUGCCAUCGGGACAGGACUCAUCAUUGGAUCUGGUACUGGCCUCGUCAGGGGCGGACCCGCAAGUCUUCUCAUCGCGUACACGAUCAUUGGAGCUGUGGUGUUCUUCAUGAUGACUGCGCUCGGAGAGAUGGGGACUAUGCUCCCGUCAGACAAAGGAUUUGCUGGCUAUGCCACUCGGUUCGUGGACCCCGCUCUCGGAUAUGCCACUGGUUGGAACUACUUCUUGAAGUACAUAGUCGUUCUUCCGAAUAACCUCACGGCAGCUGGGAUCAUCAUACAGUAUUGGCGACCUGAUCUCAAUGUUGCAAUCUUCGUCACAACUUUCACAGUGGCCAUCGUUGCCGUCAACUUUCUUCACGUCUCUUUCUUCGGCGAAGCGGAAUUCUGGAUGUCGGCAGUCAAGCUCCUGGUCAUCAUCAUGUUGAUCCUCACCUGCUUCAUCAUAUCCGUCGGCGGACAACCCUCCGGUGAAGUCAUAGGCUUCAAGUACUGGCACGACCCGGGAGCUUUCGGAUCUUAUCUCGUCGAGGGACCGACAGGCCGGUUCCUGGGUUUCUGGGCGGCCAUGGUCCAAGCCUGCUUCGCCUACACCGGCACCGAACUCGUCGGCGUUGCCUUUGGCGAAGCGCCGAACCCGCGGAAGACGAUCCGCACAGCUGUGCGCCAGACCCUGUGGCGAAUCGUCUUCUUUUACAUCGUCGGAGCCCUCGUUCUCGGCAUGUCGGUACCGUACACCAAUGAAAUGCUCAUCGGCGGUACCAAGAAGGGCACCGGGGCUGCCGCGAGUCCCUUCGUGAUUGCGGUGCAACUCGCCAAGAUCCCCGUCUUCCCUCACAUCGUCAACGCGAGUCUCCUCAUCUUCGUCAUCAGCGCGGCCAACUCGGACAUCUACAUCGGGUCCCGCACCCUCUUCGGUCUGGCUCGUGACGGGCAAGCCCCGGGGAUCUUUGCCAAGACUACGGAGAAUGGCGUCCCGGUGUGGGGUGUCGCGUUCACGAGUCUUUUUGCGUGCCUUGCGUACAUGAACGCGGCGAAGAACUCUUCCACGGUGUUUACGUAUCUCGUCAGCUUGGUCACCGUUUUCGGAACGUUGAACUGGGUCAGCAUUCUGGUCAGCUAUGUCCAGUUCACGAGGGGGAUGAAGGCGCAGGGUAUUUCCAGGGAUAUCAUGCCUUACCGCGGACCCCUACAGCCGUACGGGUCGUACUUUUCUCUUCUCAUCACGAUGUGCAUAGUCUUUUUCAAUGGCUACAACGCAUUCAUCCCCAAAUUCACGGUCUCCACGUUCAUGACCUCGUACAUUGGCAUUGCCAUCUAUCUGGUAAACAUCUUCAGCUAUAAAUUCUACGCAAAAACGAAGAAGGUCGGCCUCCGAGAUAUGGAUUUGUGGACGAACAGACUGGAGGAUGACGGCAGCAAAUAUCCCAGCACAAUCGAGAAAACCGCUGCAUGGCUUGUCAACUUGUCAAAAAGAGGAUAG
Molecule: messenger RNA, 1647 nt
Organism: Colletotrichum karsti
Lineage: Eukaryota; Fungi; Ascomycota; Sordariomycetes; Glomerellales; Glomerellaceae
Product: dicarboxylic amino acid permease
Exons: 4
Coding region: 1-1647 (548 amino acids)
Biological process (GO): amino acid transmembrane transport
Cellular component (GO): membrane
Molecular function (GO): amino acid transmembrane transporter activity
Source: RefSeq, a predicted model, not a curated record